Messenger RNA from Pichia kudriavzevii, 1209 nucleotides. RefSeq lists its product as uncharacterized. Gene Ontology annotation, cellular component: cytoplasm. The record is from RefSeq and is a predicted model, not a curated record. Lineage: Eukaryota; Fungi; Ascomycota; Pichiomycetes; Pichiales; Pichiaceae. The coding region runs from base 1 to 1209 and encodes 402 amino acids. Gene Ontology annotation, molecular function: ubiquitin protein ligase activity; zinc ion binding. The transcript has a single exon.
AUGGACACCAGAGACGCCAUUUCAGCACCAGAGUAUCUACAACAGCAGGAGGAGCUGGAGACAGCAGCUAGGGAAAGCUUCCCGCACGAUCCAAGAGAGUGCACCUAUGCAAAGGGCCCCCUACGUCAGGAACUGUAUGCGUGUCAGACAUGUCUAAAGAGAACGGGGGUCCUCAAUGCCGUUUGCUAUGCCUGUAGCAUCCGGUGCCACACGUCUCAUGAACUGGUGGAGCUCUUUACCAAGAGGAAUAGAACUUGUGACUGUGGUACAGAGAGAAUCGGUACUCCCUGUUUGGUGAGAAACCCCCAGUGGUCCAAUUUGAUGUUGGACAAGUCAUUUGGGGGGAAAUUUAGUCCCGAUAUACCUGAUUUUGGGAACAAGUAUGGACAUAACUUCCGGGGGCGAUUUUGUUCUUGUGAUGAGCCGUAUAAUCCAUUGGAGGAUUCAAAUAUGAUCCAGUGUAUUUUGGGUGUGGAAUGCGAUGAAGACUGGUACCAUGAGGAGUGCCUUAUGGGAUUGAAGCCAGGAAUCAUUAAGAGGUCUCCUGCACAUUGUGAUUCAGAUCAAGGUGGAAACAGGCUUGACGAUUUGGACCAGUUGAAACCCGGCGAUGAUGCCGCAAAUACGCUACAAGUCAAUGACAACUCCAUAAGUGGUGAUGAAAUCUUGCCAUUACCAGGUUUCCCCCCUCUUGAGACUUUUGAAACUAUCAUAUGCUGGAAAUGCUCGUCCAAGUUCCCAGAGGCAAUGGACGAUCUUGUCCAGCUGCUACACUGCGACACCUUAGAAUAUAUUCCUUCAGAGUCAUUGGAUGAGAGAAUAAAAACCUUAAAACCGGGGAAUAAUAAGAAACGGACAAAGAGGAGCUAUCCAACAACUAUAUUCUUGAGGGAAAACUAUAAAGAGAUACUCAAGGAAAACGUUCGGAAUCAUCCAGAAGGUACACUGGCACGAUUUCUCAAAAAGUAUCCGUUUAUGUAUGAGGAGGAUCCAAUAUACAGUCCUCCAGAAGACGACGAUUCUUCGUCUGUAUUUGAGUUAGGAAUAAAGGAGCUGAAUACUCUGCCACCAGAACAAACCAUACAGGGGCUCGAAGCAUAUCAGAAAAUCAAGUCCAAGUUGACAGAGUUCCUCACACCUUUUGCUCGUGAAGGCAGAAUCGUUACAAAGGAUGAGGUCAAAAACUUCUUUAACAAUAUAAAAAAGUGA